Molecule: messenger RNA, 1187 nt
Organism: Balaenoptera acutorostrata (minke whale)
Lineage: Eukaryota; Metazoa; Chordata; Mammalia; Artiodactyla; Balaenopteridae
Gene: EEF1E1
Product: eukaryotic translation elongation factor 1 epsilon 1
Exons: 4
Coding region: 70-594 (174 amino acids)
Biological process (GO): positive regulation of DNA damage response, signal transduction by p53 class mediator
Cellular component (GO): cytoplasm; aminoacyl-tRNA synthetase multienzyme complex; nucleus
Source: RefSeq, a predicted model, not a curated record
GUCCCUCUCAGCCAAUGCAGGAGACCCUUGCUGACCCGGUCCCGCCCCUGCCGAGAGCUCGGCCGGAAGAUGGCGGCGGCCGCUGAGUUGACGCUGCUGGAGAAGUGUCUGGGGCUGAGUAAAGGGAACAAGUACAGCGCUCAGGGCGAGCGCCAGAUUCCAGUUCUUCAGACGAACAAUGGUCCAAGCCUAACGGGAUUGACUACCAUAGCAGCUCACUUAGUCCAGCAGGCCAACAAGGAAUAUUUGCUGGGGAGCACCGCGGAGGAAAAAGCAGUGGUUCAACAGUGGUUAGAAUACAGGGUAACUCAAGUAGAUGGACACUCCAAUAAAGACGACAUCCGAACUGUUCUGAAGGAUCUUAAUUCAUAUCUUGAAGAUAAAGUCUACCUUACAGGAUAUAACUUCACAUUAGCAGAUAUCCUCUUAUACUAUGGACUUCAUCGCUUUAUUGUUGACCUGACAGUUCAAGAAAAGGAGAAAUAUCUUAACGUGUCUCGCUGGUUUUGUCACAUUCAGCAUUAUCCAGGCAUCAGGCAACAUCUGUCUAGUGUUGUCUUCAUCAAGAACAGACUAUAUACUAAUUCCCACUAGAAGCCAUCUGCGCUGUACAGAAGAGUGAUUAAGAUAUUUUAAAUGGAAAGUGUAUUCUGGACCAGAGGACUGACAUGAAUUGAUAGGCAGCCAUUCUUUAUUCAUUGAAGUUGGUAGAAUUUUUAAAGUAUAAACUUGUGUCCCAACAUUUUAUUUGUUCUUUAGUUGAAAUUUUGCAGUUUUUUUAUGUAAAACUUAAAGUGCUGUCAAAACUUGAGUUGAGAUCAAGGUAUCAAUUAUCUUGUUUUUAGAGAUGAAAUUUAUUUUAAUAAAAGUUGCAAAUCAGUGGCUUAAUCUUAAAAAAAAAUAGUCAUUCCGAUGGUUGAUAUAUUUGGCUAUUUAUUGACCUCUUUCAUCUUAUAAAUUAAUUUUCCCCUUCUGAAUAUUUAUAGUAGUUUGUUUUUUAAGAACUAGGAUAAAUUGUGCCAAGGAGACAAAAAGGGAAGACAGAUGGAUUUGUUUUCAAAUAUUUAUGUGAGCCAGUAAACGUGGUUGAAAAAGUCAUUUUUUGUUUGUUUCUUUCCUGUAGUCAGUAUUCAUUGAGGUGAAACUACUGCCCUAGAGGGAAGUGGAAUAAAAUACAUUCCCUCGAA